GUAGAGGCGCCAUUUCAUUGCGGAGGAGCUCAGUGGCAUUUCCGUGGAAGUGCAGCGUCAACAGAGGUGGAAAAAUUGGAUCGUACUAAUAUCCGCCUUCAGCCCGAUGGAAGCGGCCGUCAACCCGCCUCACGACAGCUCCCUGGUCGGGUUGUCUGGUGGCGGGAUGGACCAACAUAGCAGCUCGGGCAAGCGCAUUCGCAAGCCCUCCCUGCUGUACGAGGACUUUGAGAGCCCCUCUCUGCCGCACACGAUGCCCCAGGGCCCCCCCAUCCCACCACAGCCCCCAGUCAAGGAUCCCAGCCGGCCAAGCCGCAUGACCAACCAGCUGCAGUACCUGCAGAAGACCUUGAUGAAGUCUCUGUGGAGGCACCACUUUGCCUGGCCUUUCCAUGAGCCUGUGGAUGCCUACAGGCUUAACCUACCGGAUUACCAUAAAAUUAUCAAACAACCCAUGGACAUGGGGACCAUAAAAAAGCGUCUGGAGAACAACUUCUACCGCAGUGCAAGUGAGUGCAUACAGGACUUCAACACAAUGUUCACCAACUGCUACAUUUACAACAAGCCGACAGACGACAUUGUACUGAUGGCCCAGUCCCUAGAGAAGAUCUUUCUCCAGAAGGUGGCCCAGAUGCCGCAGGAGGAAGUUGAGCUUCCUCCUCCAGCUCCCCGAAGCAAAAACAACAAGGGAAGAGGUCGUAAAUCUAACACAUUGAGGGCUCAGCAGGUGCCAGCAGUGUCGCAGUCGGCCUACUCCCCUUCUUCCUCGGACACGGGGGAGUCCAUGUUAGCCAACUCUCCCCAGACUGUGCUGACCAAAAGCCUGCCUCCGGCCAACAUCAUGGGCCUGCCCCCUACACAGCCCACGACCAAGAAGAAAGGUGUAAAACGAAAGGCAGACACCACCACUCCAUCCACCAUGGGCUUGACUGUGGGGAUAUCUGGUGUGGGCAUGUCCGGAGCAACACACAUGGUGGGUCUAGGGAAAGGAGGACACGGGGGCCAAGUCCACGACACGUCCAUGCACACCGUCUCCUCCAUGGGGGGCAUGAGCUUAGAUACUCCACCUGGUAUGGGUCUGGUCAGGAGCUCUGGAGGUCCCGUCCUUCUACAGCCAAUGAUGGCUAAUGCUGGUCGAAGAGUCGGCAGCGGACGCCCCAUCAAACCCCCCAAGAAGGACUUGCCUGAUUCUGUCCAGGCUCAGCCCUCGAAGAAGGGCAAACUCAGCCCGCAGCUGAGGUACUGCAGCGGUUUACUGAAAGACAUGUUAUCAAAGAAACAUGCUGCGUACGCCUGGCCUUUCUACACACCCGUGGAUGCAGCUGCGCUCGGACUUCAUGACUAUCACGAUAUCAUCAAGUGUCCCAUGGACCUCAGCACCAUCAAGAGGAAGAUGGACUGUCGUGAAUACAGGGAUGCUCAGCAGUUUGCUAGUGAUGUCAGACUCAUGUUCUCCAACUGCUACAAGUACAACCCACCUGACCAUGAUGUUGUGGGCAUGGCACGGAAGCUGCAGGAUGUGUUUGAGUUCCGUUUUGCCAAGAUGCCAGAUGAACCACAUAUGGACCAUACGACCCUGUCAAUGAGUGGCCACCCAACAUCCUCUUCCUCCUCUUCUUCCUCCUCCUCGUCCUCAUCUUCCUCCACCUCCGAGAGUGAGCCCAGCAGCGAGAGUGAAGAGAGUGAGAGCAGCCCCACCUCAGACAGUGAGGAAGAGCGAGCGCACCGGUUGGCUGAGUUACAGGACCAGGUGUGCACACAACUCCGAGCCAUGCACGAGCAGCUGGCUGCCCUCUCUCAAGGCCCCAUCGUCAAGCCCAAGAAGAAGAAAGAGAAGAAGGAAAAAAAGGAGAAGAAGAAAAAGAAGAAGUUGGAGAAGAAAAGUCGGGGCAGCAGAAGCAGAGCUGGCUCUGAGGAAUGGAAGAUGCCCGGCAAGAUACUGAAGAGCAAAUCUGCCAAAGCAGGUGGCUCCCAGCCAAAGAAAGGCCAGGGGAAGAAGAGCAACAAGAACAGCAAGACCACAAAGAAGCCGUUCUACCCCCCAGUGGCACCUUCCAUGCUGCCGCACUACGACUCAGAGGAAGAGGAGGAGAUCGUGCCCAUGACGUAUGACGAAAAGCGCCAGCUGAGCCUCGACAUCAACAAGUUACCGGGGGAGAAGCUGGGUCGCGUGGUCCACAUCAUUCAGUCCAGGGAGCCGUCGCUGCGGGACACCAACCCAGAGGAGAUUGAGAUUGACUUUGAAACGCUCAAGCCAUCGACACUGAAAGAGCUGGAGCGUUACGUCAUGACCUGUCUGAGGAAGAAGCCUCGUAAGCCGUACGGCGAGCUAGCAGCAGCAGCAGCAGCAAAGAAAGGCAGCGUUGGUAAGUCCAAAGAGGAGCUGACUCUGGAGAAGCGGCGGGAGCUGGAGAGGAGGCUGCAAGAUGUCAGCGGACAACUCAACUCUGUCAAGAAACCUACGAAACCUAAAGUGGAGAAGCCCAGCGCUGUAGAGACGAACGCCCAGCCCUCACGCCUCAGUGGCAGCAGCUCCAGCUCCGACUCAUCAUCCUCAUCCUCCUCUUCCUCAUCCUCAGACACCAGCGAUUCAGACUCGGGUUGAGAUCCUUAGCACUGGCUAAGAGUGAAAACACUAAUAACUCAGGGAUUUGGGCUGGCCCAGGACGCAACACACCCUGAAACAGUAGUUGGCUGAGAUAUUAGACACCAUGGAAACAAAAAAAAAAAACACACUUCACGUGGACUCGUAAAAUGUUUUGAAUGUGGGACUGAGGGAUGUGAAACAAAGUCUCUGUGGAUAAAUGUAGAACCCAAACACUAAAUGCCUUGGUUUCCCCCCUCCUCCCCUUUGUAAAUACUUGUACAAAUUUAUGUUUCUUUUAUAAAGAAGAAUUUUAUGGUGAUCCCCCAAAGAGGGAAGUGGAGUACUAAAAGAAAAGAAAAAAAAAAAAGAACAGGAUGUGGAAAGAUGGGCCUUACUCCAAAUCUGCUUUGGCUGGCCUCACGCCGUGUCCUCUGGUGAGGGAAUGGAAGAGUCUUUAUUUAUUUGUUUUCCUCACCCACAUUUCCUCAGAUGUUACUGGAAUUUCAACCAGCAACCCUUCGGUCAUAAGCCUUGCUUUUUCUAACAUCUGGACUUCUGCCACACUUAAUUUUAGACCAACCCCCGGAGUCGGCCUUAACGAUCCAGAUUGUUAAUAACAAACAGAUUAAAAUACAGUGUUGUUAAGGAGCUCUGAGUUUCCUUCUCAUGUUCACAGGUUUAUUGAGCAGUAAAUAAAAGCAAACCUAUGUUUUUCUGCCAUGUUCAGGUUAAAAUUCGAAGUUGGUUACAACUUGAGUUUGAGUUCUGGAUUAUGACAGUUCUGUUUACAUACAUCGUUCUCCUCAGUUUGACAUUGAGCUUCAUGCUGCAGUCUGUUUUACAGCCUGCAUGAAAACAUGGUGGGUUUAUAGUACAGUAUAGAAAUGGUUAAACAUACUGUAAUCACAAAGUUUGCAGUUACCUUACAUAUUUGUAUUGUAUUUUUAUGGCUGCACUAUUCCCUCAAAAUCCCACCAGCCAUUUUAAGACUGACCGGUCUUAUAAACGCGACACUAAUGGAAGUACUGUCUGUCUUCAGUAUUUUGGAAUCAGUUCUUACAGUUCGGCUUUGAUAUUGUUCUCAACAUUUCUCCUCAUCAUAUCAAACAGUAACUUAAGUGUGCAUCAGUCUCUGAAGAACACAGACUGAACACAGACUGCUGAAUGUUAUCAGAUCACAGUGCAGGUUUCUCAUUCCCACAUUAAUCUCCUUAACCUGUGAAGUAUUGCAUUACUGUGUCUUGAAGACAUCUGUAGCACUUGAAAACUCAGUGAAGGUUUCAUAGAAGAAGUCUUUAAGCUGCUCUGCACUUACUGGAACAACGAGUUGACUGAACAAACUGAAGAUGGAUAAUGCUACAAGUUUCCUUCAGAGAGACAGGAAAGUAUACUCAUAGUCCAUGCAUAGUUAAAGCUGUUGUUGAAUGUUCAGUGAAAGAAGAUAUGCUUGUAUAUAUUUAAAUUGUAUUUGCUGUUGCACAAA
Seriola aureovittata is the source of this 4070-nucleotide messenger RNA. It is a transcript of the gene brd2b, whose product is annotated as bromodomain containing 2b. Lineage: Eukaryota; Metazoa; Chordata; Actinopteri; Carangiformes; Carangidae. The record is from RefSeq and is a predicted model, not a curated record. The transcript has 12 exons. Gene Ontology annotation, biological process: regulation of DNA-templated transcription; chromatin remodeling. Gene Ontology annotation, cellular component: chromatin; nucleus. The coding region runs from base 107 to 2605 and encodes 832 amino acids.